AAUAAGCAUCUCAGAAAAAAAAAAAAUGAUCAUUCGCAGAUCUAUUUUUGCUCUCUUGCAACUGCUAAUGAUUGAAUCAGCAGUUGGAGCUCUAGUGAAGGAUGGUUGUAAAGAUCAUUGUGGCAGUGUCAGCAUUCCAUACCCCUUUGGAAUUGGAGAAAAUUGCUACAUGAACAAAUGGUUUGAGGUCUCCUGCAAUGAAACUUCCACCGCUCCUACAACUUUUCUAACCAGCAUAGAAGUGGAGGUGCUGGAGAUCUCUCUUGCAGACAGCCAAGUUCACGUCAAAAGUCCGAUGAUGUCCGUGAACUAUUCUGGGAGGACAGCUGGCAAAGUUGUGAAGUUGGCAGGAAGUCCUUUCAUGUUCUCUGAGGCAACGACUACAUUCAUAGCCGCAGGCUGCAACAACAGUGCUGUCAAGAGCCAAAUUGAGCCACUAAUCGAUGCGUGUGAAUCAACUUGCAAAAACAAGUCAUCCGAUCCAGAAUGGUAUUGCACUGCUGAGAGAUGCUAUGAGAGCAUGAUACCUUCACCUCUCCAAGUUUUCAAUGCAACAUUUGAUAGAGAAGAUUCAAAGGAAUGCAAGUUAGCCUUCCAGGCAGAUGUAGAAUGGAAUUAUUCAUCUGAUAAUAAUAUAACAGAUCCGAAUUGGCAGUUUAAGGUAUAUGUUCCAUUAGUGCUUGAUUGGGGAAUAACUAUGGAGGAAACCAACGGAUUAUAUUUGAAUUACGAUUCUCCAAUAUGGAGUGUAGGCGGGUUCUCAUCCCCCAAUUUUGGGUUCCUAAAUGACUUCGUUAAAUUACGUGGUUGUUACGAUGGAUAUGAAGGCAACCCGUAUCUGCCAUAUGGAUGUCAAGAUAUUGAUGAAUGCAAGGACCCUAAGCACAAACCCUGUGGGCACUUAAUUUGUGAAAAUAAACCCGGGACCUACGUAUGUAAAGGAAACAAAGCCUGGCCUAUCUUAUUGGGCAUUAGUGUAGGGUUUGGAGUAGUGUGUUUACUUACUGGUACAUGGUGGAUGUACAAAAUUUUAAAGAAGAGAAAGAAAAUGAAGCUCCGGAAGCAAUUCUUCAAACAGAAUGGAGGUUUAUUAUUACAGCAACAACUAUCUUCAACUAAGAAGAAUAUUGAAAGGACCAAAGUAUUUAGUAUAAAGGAGUUGGAGAAGGCAACUGAUAAUUUCAACAGGGACAGAAUACUUGGUCAGGGAGGCCAGGGCACAGUUUAUAAAGGAAUGUUGGUUGAUGGAAGAAUUGUUGCAGUUAAGAAGUCCAAAGUACUGGAUAAGAAGAAUGUUAAGGAGUUCAUCAAUGAGGUGGUCCUUCUUAUGCAGAUUAAUCAUAGAAACAUUGUGAAGUUAUUAGGGUGUUGUUUGGAGAUUGAAGUUCCUAUGCUAGUUUAUGAAUUCAUCCCCAAUGGGACACUUUUCCAAUACAUACAGGACCAAAAUGAGGACAUCCCAUUAACUUGGGAAAGGCGGUUACAAAUUGCUGCAGAAGUUGCAAGUGCGCUUUCCUACUUGCACUCAGAAGCCUCCAUUCCCAUUUAUCAUCGAGAUGUCAAAUCGUCAAAUAUUCUACUGGAUGAAAAGUAUAGGGCAAAAGUUUCAGACUUUGGGACUUCAAGAUUAAUUGCCAUAGAUAAAACUCAUUUGACCACAAAUGUUAAGGGCACAUUUGGGUACUUAGACCCUGAAUAUUUUUGGUCAAAUCAAUUUACAGAAAAGAGUGAUGUUUACAGCUUUGGAGUUGUUCUUGUUGAGCUCUUAACAGGAGAGAAAGCAAUUUCAUUAGUAGGGGCAGAGGAAGAGGAAGCAAGAGGUUUGGCUUCUCAUUUCAUUCUUUCCAUGGAAGAGGACAAUCUCUUUAAUAUUCUUGAUCCUCAACUUAGGGAGAGUUCUGCACAUGGAGAAAUAACAAAAGUUGCAAAACUUGCAUAUCGAUGCUUGAGCUUGAGUGGUAAACAGCGGCCAAAGAUGAUAGAAGUUGCUGUGGAGUUGGAGCAAAUUCGUCUUUUGCAAAACAAUUCAAACAGUCAACAAAAUCAUGAGGAGACUGGUUAUGUUAAAAAUGAAGUAACCAAUCAAUGGGAUAGCGCCUCUAGAGGUGCUUUGUCACUAGACAUGGAGCCAUUAUUUUCAAGUGAACCAUGGGGAUCGUUGGAAAUGCAGCAGAGCUCAAAUACCAUAUGAGGUCUACAGGUUUCGUUUUAACUUAUCAAAGUACGAUAAUGAUAACUGAUUUAUCAUAGAAUACAUUUAUUCCAUGAUGUGGGGCUUAAUGCUUUCUCUCUCUCUCUUUUUUCUCUUUUGUGUUUGAAAGGUUUUAGUUCAUUUUAUUUAUUUUUGUUGCUUCGUUGUUCAAAUAAUGUUUCUUAACUUGGUUACAGUAGUUUUAUAUAAUGAAGGGCUAAACUAUUACUGUACCAUCUCGUAACCUUCAAGGUUAAAUCAAGUCCUCAACAUAUGAUAGAUGGCAUAUAUCUUUUAGAUUUGGUGCUACAUACACAUUAAUAAUGUGUAUGCUUGAUUUAUUUAAUCAUAUAGGGCUAGCACAAAGUCAUUUCCAAUUUUCAGUAUAACUACCCUGAAAUGCUCAAAUUUCUUUAUGUGCAUGUUGUGUUCUAGGAUAUGAGGAUGCAAAGUACUUGUUCAUGAGAUGUGAGAUGAUUUAUAGAGUUUGGGUGCGUUGUUGCUAAUUCUGGAAUUUCAAUUUUGUACGUUCUGGUUCAAUUGUUGAUAUGGGUCAGCAGGGUGAGACUUAAGAGUUUGGGUCUAGUAAUAGUAAGGUUAGAGAUUGGAGAAUCAUUUUUUUUCUAGGCUGCUGCUUUGUCUGGUUGGAUGUCUCCAAGGACUUGCAAUGGGAAGAGGAGAGAAUUUUGGAAAUUAUUCAAGCAAGAUCAUUCGUGUGGAUUAAGGGUUGAGAGCUUCCAGUGCCUCUAGUGAUUGGUGUAUCAACCCCCAGUUUUGUGCAAAAGAUGUCUUUUAAGUGCUGAGUGUUUUUGACAUCCUGUUCUGUGCAGUGUGUUCUGUGUUGUGCAGAGGACGAGCUACAAUGCUGCUGAAUUUAUGAUUCUUAGAGUUGUUUUUGAUUGCUUGUUUGUGAGCUGUUGGAAUUUUUUGGGCCCCCAGUUUGAGCCAUUGCAUUCUGGGCAAUCCAACCCUCAA
Molecule: messenger RNA, 3166 nt
Organism: Rubroshorea leprosula
Lineage: Eukaryota; Viridiplantae; Streptophyta; Magnoliopsida; Malvales; Dipterocarpaceae
Source: the annotation of a GenBank genome assembly